Messenger RNA from Grosmannia clavigera kw1407, 651 nucleotides. RefSeq lists its product as uncharacterized. Bases 1 to 651 code for a protein of 216 amino acids. The record is from RefSeq and is a predicted model, not a curated record. Lineage: Eukaryota; Fungi; Ascomycota; Sordariomycetes; Ophiostomatales; Ophiostomataceae. The transcript is spliced from 2 exons. Gene Ontology annotation, biological process: maturation of SSU-rRNA from tricistronic rRNA transcript (SSU-rRNA, 5.8S rRNA, LSU-rRNA). Gene Ontology annotation, cellular component: preribosome, small subunit precursor; nucleolus; 90S preribosome.
AUGGCUCCGACAGCGCCUACGCAGGAACCCCGGAUGAGCCACCGGGCCAAGGCUCUCGCCCGGCUGGCCGACCCAACUCUGCCUCGCAAGGUGCACCGCGAUAACAACGCUGUGACUGAUGCCUUUCUACACUCGAAGCGCGACAAACAAACCAUCCGCAAGUCUGUGUUCCGUGCGCGCGUGGCCGAUAGCGCAGCGGCCGCCCGCAGCAGCCGCACCGGGGCUACGCGAGCGCUUCGGCGUCGUCGGCCGUCCAAGAAGUUGGUGGCCACGCUGCAGUCGCUUGCCGAUGCCCUCCCGGAGUUAGAAGAGGGAGGUGGCAAGGGUGCCGAGGACGAACACAGUGGGGGGGCCUCGCGGCGACGGACGGCGAGCCUGCACAGUCGGCCGGGCGCAUUGAAGCGCAAAGAAAAGGUGGUCAAGGCUGAGAUGGCACGCUUCGGUACCAACCUGGCACAGCUGACAGCCACACACGAGGAUUCCAUGGCCGUCUCGCUGCCGUCCGCUUCUGACGACGGCGCUGCGAGUACCGUUGACGACGUCUCUGCCGCCCCAACGACAAAAGCCUCGACGGCCAAUCGCUGGGCCCUACUACGCACCUUCAUUUCAUCUACCAUGGAGCAGAGCCCGGCUUUUGAAAACCAGAGCUGA